This is a messenger RNA of Ruditapes philippinarum (Manila clam), 543 nucleotides long. RefSeq names its product plexin-A3-like. Lineage: Eukaryota; Metazoa; Mollusca; Bivalvia; Venerida; Veneridae. The record is from RefSeq and is a predicted model, not a curated record. Gene Ontology annotation, cellular component: semaphorin receptor complex. Bases 118 to 543 code for a protein of 141 amino acids. Gene Ontology annotation, biological process: regulation of cell migration; semaphorin-plexin signaling pathway involved in axon guidance; regulation of GTPase activity. Gene Ontology annotation, molecular function: semaphorin receptor activity. The transcript is spliced from 4 exons.
AUUUGCAAAACCGGAUCAAGUUAUGCAGCUGUGAAAGGAGCAGUGGCUGUUGUGGUAGAAGGAAAACAUUCAAAUACAAAUAUUGAAUUCUCCUACAAAAGCCCAAGUGUUUGUAAUAUGUAUCCAAACUUCGGGCCGAAAACUGGUGGAACAAAAAUAACAAUUUAUGGAGAAAAUCUUGCAAUUGGGAAUAAAAACAUUUCUUUGCGUCUUAGUGAUCAUCGAUGCGAAGAAAUAGCAGAAAUUACGGAAAAGAGAUCCGAUGCGGAAAAUGAUACAUUUGUGUGCGUUUCGAAAUGCAGCAUGUCUGCUCCAUGCUCUUCUAAUAUAACCGAACUGCACUUAUCAAUAGAUGGCAAUUACGUUGAUAUUAACAAAAAGCUAUGGUUUAGUUUUGUCGACGACCCAGUUGUUGGACGAGUAUCACCACUUACAGCAUUUGCCAGUGGAGGUACACGGCUAACAAUAGAAGGGCAUUUAUUAAACAAUGCACAUUCCUCGUCAAUCAAACUGAGUUACAAGGGUCAAAUUAUAGUAAGUUAA